Messenger RNA from Suillus paluster, 1980 nucleotides. RefSeq lists its product as uncharacterized. The transcript is spliced from 7 exons. Bases 1 to 1980 code for a protein of 659 amino acids. Gene Ontology annotation, biological process: protein phosphorylation. The record is from RefSeq and is a predicted model, not a curated record. Lineage: Eukaryota; Fungi; Basidiomycota; Agaricomycetes; Boletales; Suillaceae. Gene Ontology annotation, molecular function: protein kinase activity.
AUGAUGAGCACCUCCACAUCUGGGAUCUUGCCAACUGUCAGCUCGUCCAGCGCAUUUCCUACAUGUUGCCUCCAGCCACGCAUGGAUAAUCUCUUGCAAAAUGAUCUUGUAGGUAAUGUCCUGUGGGAAGAAACUGAUCUCCCCGCCACCACUUCUUCUCUCAUGGAUCACAUCAUCCCAAAAUCAAGUAUCCACAGAUCAGUUUUUGAGAACAUUACUUAUGUGACUGGAGUGCCGAUAUUCGUCGAUCACAAGUGGCAACUUGAUAAACAUUGGAACAAGCAGAUGCUGACACAGAAACAGAAGCAGGCGCCAGACGACACUGAUUCAGAUACAGAGGAGUUGGGGACAGAUUGCGAAGGUUCCUCUGCGUCAGGGCAGGAAGGUUCCUCCAUGUCAGCUGCGCCUGAUGCUAGUGAUCAGGGCUGGGACUCUCGAGAAUACGACCCUAACCAACCAAACAGAAAGCUGACCCCGAAGAGGAUACCAGAGCAAAAAUGGGCGCGUCUCUUCAAUACUGUCUAUAUGGCCAUGCACAUGACAUAUAGGGUGAUGUUCCCUCAUCACUCACCCAUGUACCCUUUUGAACCUGCAGAUCGCAAAUGCCCACAUCGGCAAUGGUCACCGGAGUUUUGCAAUGCUCCCAUUCUGGACGUGACCAACAUCCAGAAGCCUGGUGUAGUCCUUCUUGAUCGUGACGUUCAACCAAAAAGCUGGGCACACGUCCUCACAUGCGUUGAGAUCACUGAAUCUGAUCUUGGCGCAAACCAUGACAUACCAUUGUUCAAGGGGGUGAUCACCAAAGGUUAUCUCAUGAUUCUGGCAGCAAACCAUCUUCGUGCCCAUUACAUGCACCACUCAGGCCUGAUCAUCACAUGUCCCAUCCUAAUCACAGCAAACCCAACAUGUCUUGUCGACAUGCUAAACACCAUGUCACUGGGGAACAAUAAAUUCCAUGGCAUGGAUUCCACCAUGCACAUGUGCAAUGAGUCCUGCAAGCAAACACAAUGUGAAGUGGGGGACCAGGCAAUCGGCUGGAUAGAGGACAAGGAGAAGCAGAAAUUAUUGAUCAUUGCUAUUUUGUGGAGAAGCCAGGGUCUUUUCUCUUGCAGGACUAUUUGCUAUCAUGUGGAUGAGGCAAAGAAAGAUCAUGAAGAAAAGGAUGUCGAGUUCGAGGGAGAGCCCGCCUCUACAUUGUGCAUCCGUAACCGCCAUGGGAAAUUCAGUCCUGAAUUUUACUGUAAAUAUCACCGACACAUGCUUUUGACCCCUUGUGGAGAGCCACUGUCGACAUUUUUGACUAAACGAGAGCUGAUAAGCACUUUUCGAGACCUUGUAAUCGUGCACAAGGCAAUGACCAAGAGGAAAGUCCUACACAGAGACCUUAGUCCCAACAACUUGAUCAUCUAUAAAGGACGUGGCUUCUUCAUUGAUUUUGACCACGCCCAGAUCAUUGCGCAAUGCAACACUAGUGUUUGUGCACAGGGUACUUGCACCUUGCUGUACAUGUCUAUCUACCUUCUCCGUUAUCUCCAUUCAGCAUCUAAACUGACAGAUAAGGAUCUUGUCGUGACGGGACAGAUUGCCAGUCAUGAUCUUGAGUCUCUUUUCUACAUUUUUGUGGAAUUUGUGACUACAUAUGAUGGGCCGCAUGGCUCCAGGGCCGUUUCGUACAAGUCGGGGCUAUUACUCGCAAAGUGCGACGAGGAGUUGAUGAACUGUACAACAGCUUACUUUGGCCAACUCAAGUAUCUCAUUCAGGAGUGGCGCCUCAAAUUUCUUCAGGCAGUUGAAGAAAGUUGCGAGAGUGGCAUUCAUCAUGAGGAUAUCGAGGAGGUCCUUGUGAAAUGGAUAUAUCAUGAGGCUGCUGAUGAGCCCCUUCCAGUUGCUCAAGCCUCGUCAUUGAGUCCAGUCAGCAUCUUACCUCUUCCAGUUCCUCGUCAUUCGAAUUGGAAGACUGUCCCGGUGAAGAGACCGUAA